This is a messenger RNA of Rhinopithecus roxellana (golden snub-nosed monkey), 1974 nucleotides long. RefSeq names its product AP-1 complex-associated regulatory protein-like. Gene Ontology annotation, molecular function: AP-1 adaptor complex binding. Gene Ontology annotation, biological process: negative regulation of substrate adhesion-dependent cell spreading; regulation of Arp2/3 complex-mediated actin nucleation; negative regulation of cell motility. The record is from RefSeq and is a predicted model, not a curated record. NCBI's taxonomy places the organism in Eukaryota, Metazoa, Chordata, Mammalia, Primates, Cercopithecidae.
CCUGUAUGCCACAGUUUUCUGUUGACGCUCUUAGCUAUUUAAAAAUUGUUUCCAAGAAACUAAAUUUGAACUUUGUUACAGACACUAACAGAAAAGGUCUUUUGGGGGGCUGAGGCAAGAAGGGCCAUGCGGCCGGCGAAGGAGUCUAGACCCUUCAGUCCGGUGCUCUUCCCUCGCGCGGCGGUGGCUCUACGGCCGCGGGAGUAAACACUGCCUUUGUUCCGUAGCGCCUUGUCUCUUUCGUCGCCCCGUCCCCUCACGCCGCCACGCUCCGGCUGGCCCGCCCUCGGUCCCUGAACCCCAUUUCGGCUCGUGCCGCGCGGAUGCGGCUGCCGGGCCUGGGAUUGGGCAUUGAGCGGGAGGAGGAGGAGGAGCGGCGGCGCCUGGGCGGCAUGCGAUGGGGAACUGCUGCUGGACGCAGUGCUUCGGGCUGCUCCGCAAGGAAGCGGGGCGGCUGCAGCGAGUAGGCGGCGGCGGAGGAUCCAAGUAUUUUAGAACAUGCUCAAGAGGUGAGCACUUAACAAUAGAGUUUGAGAAUCUAGUAGAAAGUGAUGAAGGGGAGAGCCCAGGAAGCAGUCAUAGGCCUCUUACUGAGGAAGAAAUUGUUGACCUAAGAGAAAGGCAUUAUGAUUCCAUUGCCGAAAAACAAAAAGAUCUUGAUAGGAAAAUUCAAAAAGCCUUACAAGAAGGGAAGUUAAGACUAGAAGAAGAAGCUUUAUACGCUGCACAGCGUGAAGCAGCCAGGGCAGCAAAGCAGCGAAAGCUCUUGGAGCAAGAAAGGCAGAGAAUUGUGCAGCAAUAUCAUCCUUCCAACAAUGGAGAAUAUCAAAGUUCAGGACCAGAAGAUGACUUUGAAUCUUGUUUGAGAAAUAUAAAGUCACAGUAUGAAGUUUUUCGAAGUAGUAGACUCUCAUCAGAUGCUACAGUUUUGACACCAAAUACACAAAGCAGUUGUGAUUUAAUGACCAAAACUAAAUCAACUAGUGGAAAUGACGACAGCACAUCCUUAGAUCUAGAGUGGGAAGAUGAAGAAGGAAUGAAUAGAAUGCUUCCAAUGAGAGAACGUUCCAAAACAGAGGAAGACAUUCUACGGGCAGCACUUAAGUAUAGCAACAAGAAGACUGGAAGUAAUGCUACAUCAGCCUCUGAUGAUUCCAAUGGGCUGGAGUGGGAGAAUGAUUUUGUUAGUGCCGAAAUGGAUGAUAAUGGAAAUUCCGAGUAUUCUGGAUUUGUAAAUCCUGUAUUAGAACUGUCUGAUUGAAUAAGGUAUUCUGACACAGAUCAACAGACUCGAUAGGGUAAAAUUGUGUGACCUUGUUUAUCAGUUAUGACCAAAUGUUAAAAACCAACUAGAAUGUAUAAGUGAUUGUGCUGAGCCUUUUUGUAAGGGAGAUGUGUAAGAAACCAUGUUGUAAAUGCUUAUUUUAUUAGAAAGGAGUAGGGAUGAUAGGAUCUGAAUUGAUACAGAAUUAAGUGCAAUUUCAUCAUCUGCCUUCUGCUUUUCAAGACCAAUUUAAUGGUCCUGUCAUGUUGCCAAUUAAGUUUAAGUCUUUUCUUUAUAGCAUUUCUGUUUACUAUUGUAGAUUUCCACUUUCCAUUUUUUAAAUUAAUUUUACUUUGAAUGAUUUAUGAAGCCUAUUCAUUGUCUAACUAUGAAAACAUUAAGACUUUUUUUGUUAAUUCUCAGCAGAUGUGAAGGAAGCAUGAGGAGGGAUUGUCAGAUUCAGAUUUAGAAUAGUGUUCCCUUUUCCAGCAUUAUUUAUUUCUAUGACUUCUUUGGAUUUUAUUAUCUAAUAGUAAGUACAGUUGAUUUGAGUAGAUGACUCUAAGAAAUGCAGAAGUAUCAGCAUUACAUGUCCUUAUUUACAUGUCCUAGUAUGAUAAUGUUGAUUCAAUCUGAACAAAAGAUAAUAUAAAAAUAACCCUUCAGAGUUUGGACAUUUCAAGUUGGUAAUAAUAAAAAAUAAUACUUAA